Adineta ricciae is the source of this 618-nucleotide messenger RNA. Lineage: Eukaryota; Metazoa; Rotifera; Eurotatoria; Adinetida; Adinetidae. The record is from the annotation of a GenBank genome assembly.
AUGAUGGUUAAAGCACCAGAAGGAACUCAACUAAAACCAGAAUAUAUCAUGGUCGAUAAUGAACAACACGAAGACUUCUACGAAGACACAAUGCUCAAACAGCAAUUGUCAUCGAUGCCACAAAGGUCUCGUGCGAGCAUUUGGACUACACGGAAAACGUUCUAUACCAUUCUGAUGUUAUUAGUGAUUGUCGGUAGUAUCGUGACCGUGUCUACUGUACAUUACACGCAACAUGAAAAGGAUGGAAACAAUAGUAACGAAAAAAUAUGGACUGAUGGCAAUGAUCGGCUUCCUCAAUUACGGUCAGGAUCCAUCUAUAAAACAAGAAGGGUAUCAAAAGAUCUCGGUCACAUAUACAUGUAUAUUCAUAAACUAUCUCCCGUUGGUGUCCGAUUACAAUCUAGAAAGCUGCGUUUCCCCAUCGCUCGCUACGACCGUCAAAACUUCCCUCUGGAUGGUCCGUUUCUCAGUCUUGGAGUCCAAAUCCCCAUAUUUGUCGAGCCGCGCACACGGCAAACAAUUAUAUCUGGUACACAAGGGUGGCUAUACAUCAUGCCUGCAAUGAUAAAUCGCUAUAAUGAGCUUUAUUCGAUUGGUGAAUUACUGAACUCAUCUUAA